AUGGAAGAGCGGAUUAGAGAACUGGAGCAGCAGUUAGAAAAGGCAACCGAGAACCUUCAAAGUGCCCCACGUCCUGAAGAAGUGCAAGAGCUGAGAGGAGAACUAGACCAGAAGAACGUUCAUCUCUCUGGGAUCAACAAAAAGAGAGAGGACGCAGAGUGGUCGCUUGGUGAACACAAGCAAUGGCUACAGGAUGCGAACAACAGGAUCCAACAUCUUGAGGAAGAGGUGGAGCACAAGAACAAGGAGCUCGAAGGACUACAAGGAGAGCUGGCAGAAAAGGAAGUAAAGAUAACAUCGCUGGAGAGUGAACUUCAAGGAGAACACGAAGUAAAGUUCGCCGGGCCUGCACUAGUGGAGUUUGUUCAGCCGGGGGAAGAGGUGCUGAGCAGGAAAAUUUUGGAGAUGACGGAGCGAAUAAAAUGUUUAGAUGAGGAGUUGUUGGUGGCAAAUGAGAGGAUAGGUUCUGCCCCUCGGGUUGAAGAAGUAGAAGUCUUAAAGAAACAGCUGAUUUUGAAGACUGAGGAGCUCCUUUCUGUUAGUCGUAAGAGGGAUGAGGCUGAGUGGUCGCUUGGAGAAUGCAGACAGUGGCUUGAGAAUGCGAAAAACGAAACUGUUUACUUGAAGGAGUUGGUGGAGGAGAAGGAGAGGGAAGUGAGGUCUUUUGCUUACGAGUUGUCAGAGCUGAAAGGUAAGCUGGGGUCGCUUACAGGUGGAGUGGAUGAAGCGAGUGUAUUAAAACGUGGCCGUAGUGGUAGUGCUGCGGUCGUGGAUGAGAACGAACUGUUGUUUUUGGAUGCGGCGACGGAAAGAACUGAGGAUGCUCUGCGUGGUUUAAAGAAGCGCUGCGAGGAAAUGGAUCUUUUGAAGUGUCAGGUCAGGAAGGAAACAGUUGAGAAGACAGAUAUCUACGGUGAUUUUAGAGUAAACGGGUUUCUGAAGGAAAGAAUGGUUGAUUCCCGACUGAAGGAGGUGAAGGACAAUGCAGAUAAUCGGAUUGACGAGUUCACUUCCUUGUUACUUAACGGAUAUGAGCAAAUUGCGCGUCUUCAGCAGGGAAUUAAUGAAAAAGAUGACACGCUAACGCUUGUGCUCAAUAUUAUUAAUGAGUUGGAUUUAUUGACAGGAAGGAUUGGGCCAGUGGAUGAAAACUUACGGAACUUAUUAGGGAAAGUCUCACAGAUGAAAGAAGUGGUAGAAAGGGAACUCAAGUCAGAAACAUCUGCCUUAAUGAAUGAUGAGGUAGCGCAGCUGAAAAAAACUAUGGAUAUUGCUGUGGAAAGUAAUCUCGUUGAAGGUGCUAGACGACGAAGCGGUGACCAUGGGCUCUUUGGAGCACAUUCUGCAAGCAAGGCCAACAUUUUAGUGAAUUCAUUGGCUGGAGCGCUAAAAAGUUCUUCGGACGCUGAGUCACAACUCUUGGCGCCCUUAAAAGUCCUCGAAAUGGCCGUGGGCGUGUCAGGUGGAGAUGCAGGAUUGGAAGAGAUGGAGAAAACGAUAGCUGAACUGAAAGGUAAGCUCACGGAAGACGUGAAACAAAUGGUCAAUGCACAACAGAAAGAGGAUGAAAUGAGAGCAACAAUUCGGUUGCUCGAGAACUCAGUCACAAAUCUGAAGGGUGAAGUCGAUCAGAAAUGUUCUUUGAUUGCAGAAAUCCAGAAGUGUAAAGAAGAGGAGCUCAGCGAGCAAAAAAAAGAUUUGUCUGCCGUCCAAAAAAGUCUUGAUGAUUUAAUAGUGGUAUUAAGUGAAAAAGAAAAAGAACUGAACGAAAUUCGGGACGCUAAUGAUGAGCUUCGUCAUCGUAACGAAGAACUUAGGGAAGUGAUUGAUGGAAAAGAAAAAGAAGCGCAGGCCUCAUUGGAGAGUUCUACGAACGAGUUACACCGUACGAUUGAAUUUUUGAAGCAGACUGUUGAAAGAAAGGAGGAAGAAUAUAAGGAAAUUGUACAGGACAGAGACAAGUCGUUAAACGUUUUGGAUGAAAUUCGUGUGCGGUACAAUGAAGGCAGAACUAGAAUAGAAGAACUAGAAAAAGAAGUUUCAAAAUUAAUAAGUGAGAAUGAAGCAUACAAAAGGGAGGCUAAGGCGGAACUCUACCAAAUUCAGGAAAGGAAUAUUAGCCUUGAAGAGAGCCUGAAGAGAUCUGAAGUGACAAUAACCAGUCUAGAACGGGAAAAAGAUAUAAUGAGACGUGAUUAUUUCUCUGUGAAAUCUUACACAACUUUUGCUAACCAAGCGGAAGUCGAGGAAGAGCUAAAAAAAUUGCAAGAAAAGUAUGCUAUACUCACCGAGUUGUUAAAAGCCACUGAAGAACUGUUGAUUAAGCUGAAAGCGGAGGCACCAGAUAAAGCAGAGUUUGAGUCUCUACGGAGAACGGUUGACGUUUUACGCAAGCAGUUAGAGGAGAAGGAACUAGAACUUAAGAACUUAGAUAUAAGAAGAUCUGAAACAGAAAGAAGUCUUGAUGAGCAUCGACAGUGGUUAAAGGAUGCAAAUGACAGGCUAGAAGUUCUAUACGAAAUUAUGGGUAACGAGUGGAAAUGCGAAAUUUUCAUUUAUAUUCUUACUUUUAUCUUUUCAAAUACAGAACGAGAAGAUUUAGAACCUGUGACUAGUUUUUAUAAAACUUUGAAAAUUAAUGAAAGCGGUUUUAAUGUAAUUGUUCUACAAGAAGGAGUUUUAAGGGUAACUGAGCUGGAAAGCUUAUUGGCAAAAACAAAAAAGGAAAACGAAGCCUACCGCCACUCAAUCAGAUGUGAAAAUAUAGAAAUUCAGGAAGAGAACAACCGUUUAUCCGAAAAUCUAAGAAAGCAACAGGAAGUAAUCACUGACCUACACAAAAAAAUUGAGGAGCAACAGCAGUCUAUGAUUGAAAUUGAACGUGCUCAAGCAGAACGUCUGGCACCAGCUGGAAUGGAGGGGGAGGAGAACGACUUAUAUAGGAUGCGAAUUGCAACUAGCGAUGAUCAAGACAAUAGGCUAGAAGGUCGAGGAACGAUUUUUUUGGCUAUUUGGCUUCAUUUUAUGUCAGUUUGGAAAGCUAGAUAA
Messenger RNA from Enterobius vermicularis (human pinworm), 3048 nucleotides. The record is from the annotation of a GenBank genome assembly. NCBI's taxonomy places the organism in Eukaryota, Metazoa, Nematoda, Chromadorea, Rhabditida, Oxyuridae.